Messenger RNA from Cylindrotheca closterium, 3894 nucleotides. Lineage: Eukaryota; Bacillariophyta; Bacillariophyceae; Bacillariales; Bacillariaceae. The record is from the annotation of a GenBank genome assembly.
AUGCUGGUGUCGAGAGGAUUCCUGAACGGGUUUCUCUUGUUUCUGUCUCUUUUAUGCGUCAUCUCUGCCUCUAGUGCACAAGUUUGUGUCAGCGAUAACAGCUGUAGCGCAGAGUUGCUAGAAGAAGACCAAGAUGCUCAUUUAGAGGAAACUUUGGAAGCGUUGUUAAGUUGGAUCAGAGAAAAGGGAGGCAUUUUCAACCCUAAACUAGAAAUCCGCGCAAUGGCGAUUGAUGAAGACAUCGAUGAUCUUCUGUUUAAGUUUCAUUUGGAUCAGAAGAAACAUGCUGAAGAAUCAGGUGAAACACAACCUGAGAAAGAACACAAGCCCCACCUUUCUGAGGAUGGAGACGAGAUUGAACCAACUUAUCAGUUUGGAAUCUUUGUGAGGGAAAAUGAAGUGAUCGAAGAAGGAGAAGAGCUGCUGCUGAUCCCUGAAAGUGCUAUGAUUAUCUCUGAUGUCAAGAGCCUCGCUUUCGAAGAUGACAUUUGUCUAUUGGCGGAUGAGCUUGCGGGUGAGCGCUUUGCACACGAGGACGGAAAUAGCGAGUUUGGACCAUACGUGCAGUUCUUGGAAGAAUAUGUGGUUGGAGAAGUUUUCUUACCAAUGUCUUGGUCUCAAAGCGGAAAAAACAUUUUGGCGCAUGUUGUUCCUGAUGACUUUUUUGAGGAUGUUAAGGAAUAUCAGCACUGUCUCAAACAUGAGGUUGAUGGACAGGAGAUUCCUCACAAGGAAUUCCAAACCUUCCCCCUGCACUAUGAAGAGUCUAUCGAAGUUGCGUUAUCCAGAACUCGUCAGAAUAUCAAGCUCGUUCCACUGUACGAUAUGGUCGCUCAUUCCAACAAUAUCAAUCAGAUUAAUGUCGCCGCGACUUUCCCUAAGAAAGAUGACGAAGACGACGAGACACUUUCGCUCAAAGCCACUCGUAAAAUUGAAUCGAAUGAGGAGCUCAAGUUCUCUUAUGGAUUGGGCAUGGCGGAGCAAGACCAAUGGCAGGGUGUGAUGCAAUUCGGUAUCGGAACAGCCGAACUAUUCAGAGAUCAUGGCAUCAUAGAGGAUUAUCCCCAAAGAUGGUUCUUUCCAGCGCAUUUCAUUGACUUUUCCAUUGUUGCGAUGGACCUCGAGGAUGGUAAGACAACCUUUGGAAUAGGGUGGAACUCCGAAGUGCGCCCGGACGAUGACGCCAUCUAUACUCUGGAACAGUUGUAUCAACGUCUCUUUGCCCUCAAGGCAGGUAUGGACAACUGGGAAUUUCCAGAACAUCAACCUGCAUACGUAGUUGGAGUCAAUCCAAGGGAAGUGAAGCGAACGUAUGACUUCCUUUGUAAUUAUAUCCAUGUUGUGGAAUUGCUACUUCUCGAGAAUCGGGAAAGACGGGGCGAAGACGGUACACCCUACCAAUUGCAAGAAGAAAGAGUACUCAUUGAUAACAUGGACAAUCUUUAUUUCCAGGUCUAUCAGAGUAACAUCAUGUCCAAACUGAAGGACACCAACUUUACGCAGAUUGAAAGCGUGAGAUCAGCUUAUCAGAAAAUCGAUUACUACAAGGACCCAUUGACGAAAGAUCGGUGUCUAUACCUUGAUGGGGUUUACCAACAAUGCAUUUCGUACUGGCCACAUUAUCACGAACUUUGCGUCCACAAACCUGCCAAGUACGUCAAGGAAGGCCUCAAGCGAGUUCUCUGGGUCGGGGGCGGAGAUUCUGGUGUUCUUAACGAAUUUCUCAAAUAUCCUACUUUGGAACUUGCCGUCGGACUCGAAUUGGACCAGCAAGUCACAAGAUCGGCGUUCAAGCACUUCGGUUCGCGGCCCCAUUACGAUGACCCAAGAGUCCAGUGGUGGUACGGUGAUGCUUCCAAGUCAUUGUUGAUGCUUCCCGAGGACUAUUUCGGUUCCUUCGAUUUGGUGAUUGUGGAUUUGUCGGACACUGUCUUUUCACUAUCAGUUUCAGCAGAGCUGGAUGUGAUUGAAGCCAUCAGUCUAUUGCUUCGGCCGGGUGGCAUAUUUGAAAUGAAUGAAUUGUUCAUGAAGAAGGUCAGCAAGGUAUUCGAGUAUGCUGUGCACUAUCAAUUCAACGAUGUUCCAAGGAUUUUGGAUCAAGCUGCUAUUUUUGCCAGUAACGAUGUCGAUUUUAUGUCUCAAGCUCCAACCGAACACAAACUAGUGGACGAUGCAAAUCUAUUGGUAGAAAAGGACAGCAUGUUGUCCGAACAUCAAUUCCACCGUGUCCAUGACUACCGACACAAUCCGUAUCCAGCAUUCAAGAAACUGUGCACGAAGCUGCAAGGUGCUGUCGACAAGGAACCAGACGAUGAUAAGCCUCAGACGACGGCUCCAGGUAUCAUGAUGAUUGUAGAAGCGGAAAGCUUGACUGCUGAUCUCUCCUCGCCAUCAAAUGUUCGCAGUUUCAUUGUUGAUGCUAUCAAGGGCGUAGGCUUGACCGUGGUCUCCGACAACUCUUCUAUAUCGUCGAAGUCACCCUGGUUUGUGAUAAUGAUGAAGGAAGGAUAUGCUGUCGUUCGAUUAUGGUCGAAGGAAAAGUAUUGUGCUUUGGAUAUUCACCUGUGGAGUGCAUUCGAUAGUCACGAUAGUCUGAAGGAAGCCAUUGUUGUCAAGGCAUUGGGCGGAGACAUAGUUCACAAAUCUACUUCGUCGUAUCGCAUCGUGGCAGGAGGAAUGUUUGGAUUGUCCAAUUGGAAGGAGGAAGCCAAAAAGCACGGGCCACAACUUGACAACCUCUGCGAGGAAGAGAAGGAACCAAUUCGGGAUCAAGCAUCUCCCGUUGAAGUCUACCUGGAAGCGAUGGAGAUGAGUCUUGAUAUCAUGCAAGGCAGUGGCUUGACAGCUGCCGUACUCUGCGGUUCCAAAGAAACAAUGUGUUCCACUCUUAAUGUGGUCAAGGUUGGUGAUCGGUUCUCUAAAGUGAUUCCAUUGUACGAUGCCGAGGAAAAGGAUAGCGCAGAUCUCAGACAAGCUACAUUGGAUCUGACCAAAGAAACGAUUGAAUCAGAUCUCCCGGACGAGGCAAUCGUUGAUGCUAUCUUUUUCGACUUUGAAGCCACUGUUCUGGCUAACGACAAAAUCAACAUGCUUCUCCAUGGUGAGCACACAGACCUACAGAAGAUCUUUUUGACAUCGACUACCGAUUCAGUACUCGACAUUUGGAAGCGACGAGCCCUGAGUACCAUGAGAGAUCAAAUUGUGUUGGAGCCAGUUUAUCGCGCUCAGUUCCUCUUCAAUACAACAUCAAGUAGCCUCGAGCUCUCGAUCACUGCAUCGGGCGACACAAUGCACAUGGAACAUAUCAGUGAAGCUGUAGCAGCGCAGCAAAAGAAGUCUUCCACCUCAACUGUGGAGAUUCGAAACAUUCUUGGUGGCAAUUGGCGAGAGCCGCUUGAUCCUAUUUACACGACGGUUAAUGUCACAUUCUCGGCGGUGAAAGAAGACUACGAUCAUACGGAUUCUACCGAACAGUGGUCUUCUCAAAGUCCUGUGGCCGUACAGACAUUAUUGCAAUUCUCUAACAUGGUGGAUGGAACGGCCACGUUAUUGAAGAAAAAUGAUUUGGUAGCUGCCUGCAAGGAAGUUUUUGGAACAAGAAUAGGGGCCUCGAUGACUGUAUACGAUGACUUUGGGGGAGAUGGUGCCAUCUGCGCAGGUACUUGGGAAACAGGAACUGCUGUUGUAUCUUGGGACGGACGAUAUGGAGUUGAUUUGAACAUAUUCAGCACAUUGGAGAAAGAUGAGCUCAAUGCUUUUGAAAGCGACAUCAAGGCGAGAUUGACAAAUCUUGGAGGCUGGCUUCGUGAUAUUCAGCCAAGAGGAUAUGGGCGUGUGGUGAACUUCAAAGAUGCCAAAAAGCCUGGAGUAUCGAGUUUGUUUGUCGAUGCAUAA